CUUUGUCAACGUUCGCCCGCCCAGUGCGCCAAGUUCACUAAUAAGCUAGUUGGUUCACGCUUGCCUGCACGUUUUACAGCGCUGUGCUUGAUCAAACAGCUUGAGCGUUCUCUGGCCUCCUCCCUUUCUCCGUCCAGAAACCCUCUGCUGGGCAAAGAAUCUGCUCAGCAAGUCGGCGUCGGCGUCGCCAGCUCGCCUCGUUGAUCCCACGCUUCUCCUCACGCUCGGCCACCUGCGUCCCGCCAGCAGGAGGGGUUUGGCGAAUGAUCGCCGCCCUACGCCAGUGGCUGAACGUCCGCAAUUGCGUCUUUCGCCCUCGAGCCCGCGUAGAGCACUGCCAACCACUUGCUUACCGUCAUCCUUUGCUGACUAGAUUCUCAAUUUGAUUUGCCGAGACCGACUGAUGUAGAAGGCCAUGGGUGCGAUAUAACGCCUACAACAUCAACUGUCUUCACGAGCGCACGUCCGCUGCUAGUCCAAGCAUCGCACGCCAGACCUUACGCCAAUCCGCGCUCGCUCUGGACAUGGAGGACAUUCACGGCGUCGAUGUGAGCUGGUUGCACCACUCAAAUAGAGGUAAGCGGGAGUUCACACACAAGUUCGCCCUUUAUUUCCAUUCUGCGCGUUCUCCUUUGCAACACACCGGUCUUUCUCAUGCAGACUUCCCAAUGCUUCUGGCUGGCUCGUCUGUCGGACACCCGCUCCGCAGACAAACCAUUUCCUCACACGCCUUACCCCAGUCUAACUCGUGUGUUGGAUUUUUGCCAAUUCGCACAUUCAUGCUGUUUCAUCGCGUAUGCUAAACACGUCUCCUGUCAGACAAGCACAUACGACUACAGUCGUCGAUAUCGUCGUCAGGCCAGCUUUUGGAGCCCCCUCCUCCGUCUACGGACCCCGCAAGCCAGCGAGCUCACGUAGAACGCGUUCAAGGAAAUGAUCUCGGCACAUCGCCGCCGAUACAUAUCGCAACAACACCACUUGCGAUCAAUGAAUCGCUCGAACCACUUGCAAUGCCUGCGCCUGCUGUACAACUCCCGCAGGCGAUCGCAACUCCUACUCCGACCCCACCAAAGGCCGUCCCGCCAAAGCGGCCCUCGUUGAUAGGAAGAGCGAGCGGCGACAAAGCUACCAGUCAGAUAUCUACCGACACCGCGAAGGGAUCGAGCCCCCGCAGAAUGUCGUGGAUGUCCAAGUUGUCCUCCAACCUGUCCUCAUCGCAGCAGUCGCCGAACGGAGCUAAGAGGUCGCAAGCCACUCCAGCAAACAGCCACACACCUGUUGCAAGUGCUAAGCCUUCUGCUGGUCAUGUUAAUGGAGCAGCACCAGGUUCACCAAAGGAAGAAGCCGAACCCAGUCCUCCGCCUCUGCACAAAAGCGGAAAGGAGAGUUUCUUCUCCAAUGCGCUAAGGCGACUGUCCAGUAAUACAAGUAUUGGUACUGGCAGAACCAUUCCAAACGGUGGGCUUUGUCCUCGCCGCGUCAUGAAUAUUGACCACAAUCGCCCACGAUGUCUCCUGCCGGAGCUCGACCAAUCGAAGUUGCGCAAGGUCGCAUUUUGUGUCGACGUAGAGAUUGCCGGUGGCCCUCGCUACAAGGAUGACGCAGAGCAGGGUGACAAGAGGAAGAAAAAGAAGGAUGCCAAGUUAAAAGAAAGAGGCGAAGGCGAAGCCUUGAAGCAUCCACAGGCAGCUGCUGAAGAGAAGGACGCAUCUGGAAAAGAGGGGGGCGAGUUCAUGGGUACUCUAGAUGAUUCAAAUCCAGAGGACAAAAUCAAAGGCGACGACGAGAAGAGCAGUAAGAAAAAGGAGAAAAAGAAGCGGAACGAGGAAGAGAGAAAGGAACGGAAAGAGCAGCGAAGGAGAAAGGCAGAAGAGAAUGGUACACUACCGGUACAGAUCAGGAGAGACUCUGAUGAGAAUGGAGUUCCUGUGCCUCCUUCGCAAAUUCCAAGGCCUAUGGAUCGUCCGACAACCGACCCUCUAAGGAUAUACAGGAGGUGCUGCCAGUUAAGGGAAACUCCUGUGUUGAAACGCAUCACAGAGCAGUUGGGCAAUCCUACAGUUUGCCAUAUCGAUUCACCAGGCACCGUCACUUGCCUCGAUUUGACUGGUUCGAGGCUACAAUUUGCAGAUGUUGUUACCUUAAGCGACUGGCUCGCAGUUGUUCCUGUUCGCAAGCUCAUUCUCGAAGACUCUGAUCUCACCGACGAAGGCAUUCGAGUCAUCAUGGCAGGUCUUCUUGCCGCAAAGACUGUCGACUACUUUAGCAGAUUCAAGAGAAAGGGCGACAUUUCGAAUGCCGGUAUAUCUGAAGAGAAACUAGGGGUUGUGCAGAAGCUGAGCUUGAAGAAUAAUCCCAAAAUUGGGAAAGAGGGUUGGAAACAUAUCAGCCUGUUUAUUUACAUGUGUUCUAGCCUAAAAGCUCUCGACGUUUCCAUGAUCACAUUCCCCCCUAGCGUGGAGGCAGCGUCCGGGCCUGACGGCAAUUGCAGACCAAGCGUGUCGGAUCCUGCAGAGAUCUUCGCAAAGGCUUGCUCCGAGCGUCUUGGGGGCGAUACUCUAGAAGAACUGAUCAUGGCUGAGUGCUCGCUCACCCCGUCUGCCAUUCGGAAAAUUGUUGAUGGUGUUACGAUCAGCGGGCUGAAGCGGCUGGGUGUCGCCGGCAAUCGUCUUGACAAAGAGGGCAUGUCACAUAUUCUCCGCUACAUUCGCUCAGGUUGUUGCCAGGGGAUUGAUCUCGGGAGCAACGACUUACGAGAUCAUAUGGCCGACCUUGCCGAUGCUCUGCGCCCCGAGUCGAAACUCUGGGCUCUUUCGCUCGCAGACUGCAAUCUCGUCCCAGCCAGCUUAAAACCGCUUUUCCCUGCAUUUCUUAGGCUCAAGGAUUUGAGGUUUCUGGACCUCAGCCACAACCACGAUUUGUUUUCUGAACAUCCAAGCGCGUUAGGAUUGCUGCGAAAAUACCUUCCUCAAAUGACCAAUCUCAAACGAAUACAUCUCAUGGAUGUCGGCAUGAGUCCUGCUCAGGCUAUCGCGCUUGCUGAAGUGAUGCCUGAGAGUCCGCAGUUGGCCCAUGUCAAUUUGCUUCAGAACCCGCAGCUGUCAGCUUUGGCAAGCGCAACGGAUGUGGCAACACAGGAAGAAGCCUGUGCACUAUAUGCAAGCCUGAUGAUGGCGGCAAGGGUGUCUCACAGCCUGAUCAGUGUUGACAUCGAUGUUCCUACCAGCGACAAUAGCGAGAUCGUCAAGGCACUUGCAAAGCAAGUGGUCGCAUACUGUCUUCGCAACAUGGAGCGAUUCGCUGCUCAACUCCCGGAGAAUGAUAGCGGGCCGGCUCAAGUCGUAAGCCUCGAAAAUGGAGAGAGAGGAGAACCACGUAUACCGGAGGUUCUACUUCAUCUUAUCGGUAACAAAAAUGGUCAACAGGAGGAACAUCCAGAAGAUCCUGCUCCGAACGAAGAUUACAUCGUUGGCGGUGCCGGUGUGGUCAAGGCGCUCAGCUACUGCCUAUCAGAGAAGGCCUCGGAACUUAGGGCAGCCAGCACGCCAGCUAGCGGAACCGUCACCCCCAGGACCACCAGUGGUGUUGACAUAGCAGCCAGCAAAGCCAAAGAAAUGAGCAAAGAUCUUCUAGACAGUGCUAGAAAAAUCAGGACCAAACUUCAUCCAGCCAUGCUCAAGGAAGCAAAGUCUGGUGACGACAUGGCUUAUCGUCGCUUGUUGUUCCUUGACAACACUCUACAGGGCAUGAUACAGCGAUUCGAACAGGAAUACCCAGACUGUCGUGUCACCGAAGAAGAGUCCCCGGUGAUGAACAGUGUAGCGGAUGACGCUGCAAGCUCCAUCUCCAGCCACAGUUUCACUGGACCUUCGAGUCUCGGAGAUAGUAACUUAUCUUCAGGAACUACCCUCCAAGGGACAGAUUCAGACGAUGAAGGGGGCUAUAUUCGGAUUUCGCGUCGUGGAAGCGACAUUUCCCUUGCAUCGCGCGCUCAGGCAAAAGAAGAGGGGCACGUCCAUCGUGCGUCUCAGCGUGUCAAGUCGCAUAUUUUACCUGCCGCUGGUCUCGAGGAUGCUGUCACUAUGAGUUUGACUGAUCCGCUUCGCGAGCCUGAACAUCUCAAGAUACUCAAAGCAAAGCUGGAAGCCAUGUCUUCAGAUGAAUGGCUGGAGCUGCUGCGAGGUCAAGGAUGGGAGUACGCUGCCAAGUCCACGAUAGAUAAGGCCGAGUUUCUGAAGAACCUGGAGCAGACUGAUCCUGGUGAACUGGCUAGGAUUCGAGACUUACUUGUGAAAGAGGGGAAAAUGGAGCCGCUGUCGUCAGCCCAGUUAGACAGCGAAGCGCAUUGAACUCUCAUGGUUGAAUUUAUAUUUUGAGUUUUUAAAAUUCCGAAUUCGCGACAUUCUUUGUAUGCCGAACGGGUAGAGAUGAUAUCAUGACUGUACUAUUCACAUGCGAGUACCCUGUAUUACAGAAAAACUUGUGCUAAAUGAUGUUAAAUGUGUCUCACAGCUGUUCCUAAACGAAUGCUUUGCGAGUUCGAUAAGAAUCGCGCGGCACAAUGUUCUUACGACAAGUUUAGCUGCGCAGAUAAUAUAAGCGUAAUGCAUUCAUCCCAGCCUAUCAGAAAUAUGAAUUCUUCGUGAUUCUGAG
This is a messenger RNA of Verruconis gallopava, 4653 nucleotides long. RefSeq lists its product as hypothetical. The transcript has 2 exons. Bases 1011 to 4349 code for a protein of 1112 amino acids. Lineage: Eukaryota; Fungi; Ascomycota; Dothideomycetes; Venturiales; Sympoventuriaceae. The record is from RefSeq and is a predicted model, not a curated record.